GGUAACCCCAAAUAUCCAGACAUACUCUUCCAUGUCUAGUGAAGUGCUUCUUCAAAUGUGGACAGCUUCUUCUUCUGCCUCCGCCUCCGCCUCCGCCUCCACCUCCGCCUCCUCCUCUCCCUCUCCGUACCUCCACCACCCCAAAACCAUGGAAGAAGUCUGGAAAGACAUAACCUUCGCUGCCUCCGAUCUCCACCUCAACCCCUCCUCCCCUCGCGGCCUCAUCCUCCAAGACUUCUUCUCCAAAGCUCCGCCGCCCUCCUCCGUCCCUUCCCACGCCUCUCCUCCUCCCCCUCCCCCCACAAUGCUCACCCUCAGCUCCUCCGCCGCCGCCGCCCUCCUCUUCCAGCCCCACUGCCACCCCGCCGCCCUCGACGCCGUCGUCCCCGAUGACUCCGCCGCCGGAAAGAAGAGGUUCCCUGAUUUCGAAAGGAACUCCGGCGACCGCCGCCAUAAGCGUAUGAUCAAGAACCGCGAGUCCGCUGCUCGCUCCAGAGCUAGAAAGCAGGCUUAUACAAAUGAGUUGGAGUUGGAAGUAGCCCAUUUGCUUGAAGAGAAUGCCAAACUCAGAAAACAGCAAGAAAAGUUUUAUAGAGAAGCAGCUGCUGAGCACCAGAAAAGGAAGCCUCUCCAUAGAACAUCCACUGCUCCAUUUUGAAUUUUGAAUUUUUUUUUUGUUUUUUUUGGUUCAUGAAAACCGGUGGGAACUCAGUACUAAUAUUAAUUAUUAAUUAUUACUAUAAUGUCUCUAGAUGUUAGAAUGGAUUUUCACUGGAGGGCCCUUUUCCUCUUUUGUUGAUCACUCCUUUGGAAUCCAUCACCAAGAUAUGAAUAUAUCUUCUUUUGUCACUGCAAA
Messenger RNA from Salvia splendens (bonfire salvia), 856 nucleotides. RefSeq names its product protein FD. The coding region runs from base 32 to 658 and encodes 208 amino acids. Gene Ontology annotation, biological process: positive regulation of DNA-templated transcription. Gene Ontology annotation, cellular component: nucleus. The transcript is spliced from 3 exons. The record is from RefSeq and is a predicted model, not a curated record. Gene Ontology annotation, molecular function: DNA-binding transcription factor activity. Lineage: Eukaryota; Viridiplantae; Streptophyta; Magnoliopsida; Lamiales; Lamiaceae.